CAGGACACAGUUAUCAAUGAUGGCGGAAUAUUGAUGACAUUAAACCAGAUAUUCUUACAAAUAUUACUAAUUCUUGAACAAACUGGCAAAAAAUAACUUUGUUGGACGUUUUUAAUCUUCAUAGUGUUAGUUAUCACCGGUUUCACAAAAGCAAAGGGUUUAAAAUGUCGGAAAUGCGUGUUUUGCAUCAACGGAUAAACACUGUCAUCAUGGACAUACUAGCCUCCGCUGCGGUUACAGAGAUUUGUAAGUUAGUAGAAGAUUGUUGUGGAGCAUUACGUGCAGAAGUCUCUCAAAGCAAAGAGCAAAUCAAAAUACUACAGAAGCAACUCAGCCUGGCUGAGUCGAGUUGCAAAGAAGGUCAGAUGCCUGUUAGCAGCGGCUCACCGAUAAAUAACAGUAUUUCGGGCAAUUCCCCUGCGGACAAUGAAGAUGAUGCGGACGACACUCACGAUGACGAAGAUUUUCAGCAGUUCUUUGUCUCUGAAGUGGAGUUUCCCCCCGAGCAGCAGCAUUGUAAGCAGGAGUGGAUCCCCAGUCUGGGGAAAGAUGACUGGAACCCCAAACAGAUUAAAGAGGAACAGAAGGAAUUCAGUAUCAUCCAGGAGGAGGAAGACCCUGUAUUCACUCCUGCCUGGGUGAAAAGUGACUAUGAUCAGUACUCGACUCAGUCCUCACAAACCCAAAGUGAAAAAGACAUAAUGGACUCGACUGAACAGAUCAAAAGAGAACCUAAGGAAGAUGAUUCAUGGACAGAAAAAGGACAAAACUCAAAGGGUAGAAAAUCCAUGGAUCUGAAAUCACCAGGGGAAAGGAGACACACAGAAGUGGAACCAUUUUGCUGUAGUGAUUGUGGGGAACGUUUCACUCAGAUGGGAGAACUGGAUGCUCAUAGGAAGGCACACACAGCAGAGAAACAGCAUCGCUGUGGUGAAUGUGGCAAAUGUUUUACUCAAGUUGGGUAUCUGAACUAUCACAGAAAGACGCACACAGGGGAGAAACCUCAUCGCUGUCAUGAUUGUGGCAAAUGUUUCUUUAGAGUUGGUGAUCUGACACUUCAUAUGAGGAUUCACACAGGGGAAAAACCACUUUGCUGCCAGGUCUGUGGCAAAUGUUUUGCUCGUCCUAGUAAUCUGAGGUCUCACAUUAGGAUUCACACAGAGAAAUCUUACAGCUGUCAUUAUUGUGGCAAAUAUUUUCGUCAUAAAGGUAAUCUGACAGCGCAUAUGAGGAUUCACACAAGGGGAAGUAAUAUUGUCGCUAUAGUAGCAGAUCUUUCACCACUGGCGACAAUCACAUGAGCGAUUUUUAAAGUAUAUUGCUGUCAGGAUUGUUGUAAAUGUUUCACUAAUUGUUAGAAUAUGAGGAGACCGAGGUGAGGAACCACAUGCUACCAUGACUGGCAAAUAUUUCAUAAUCUUAGGUCUUCUGAGAUCUCCUUUGUUCGAGGCAUGGUUCACAUCAGGCAAUGCUUCAUGUGAAUAGCAAACUCACAUUUUGUGAGUUUAUUUAUUUCAGGGCAGCUCUAACCAACAUCUCAAAUCUCGUCUCAUUGAUUGGAUGGCAGGUUAGCUGAGUCCUGACUCCAAUUAGCUUUUGGAGAAGUCAUUAGCCUAGUGGUUCACAUACUUUUUCCAACCUAUGUUGGAAUGUUUAGAAUAAUAUAUUCAAUAUAGACAAGAAAAAAUACAAUUUGUGUUAUUAGUUUAAGCACAUUGUGUUUGUCUACUGUUGUGACUUAGAGGAAGAUCCAGGUAAUUCCAAAGGGUUCACAUACUUUUUCUUGCAACUGUACUCCUCUGGCAGAUACACACACACACACACACACACACACCCCUUUUUAAACUAUUCAAAGUCAAAGAUAGAUCCAACCCUUGGCUUUCAGUUUAGCUCUUUCAGAUUAGAAGUCGGACCUGGGCCAAUCCAAGGAAAACUGACUGUAGUGGACUGGCAAUUUAGUCCACUACAGCCUCUAGCUGACACGAUGGUUAACCUGUCAACUUAUAGUGAAUCUUUUGUUUUCAUUUCAACAAUUUACUAUCUGUGACGUGCUAGAUGCCUUUUCUUAAAAUUGAUGUUUUAAAAAAAAUCCCCUGUAACUGAUAUUCUUGAUACAUUUUUGCUGCAGCUCACUGCCCCCCUGAUUGCUGUAUUAUUAACCCAUAUUUUUAACCUGACGAUUAUAUAUCUGGUACUACCCCUAAAGUUUGGAAGGCGGCCCAUGUACUCCCCCUUCACUAAGAUGGUGACCCUUGUGACCUAAAUACUUAUUGGCCUAUUUAUAAACUUUCUUGCCUCGCUAAAAUAUUAGAAUACUUGAUUAAUUCUCAGCUAAGAACUUUGUCUUUGAAAUGUUUUCUAAAUGUACAUCAGUCGGGUUUUAGACCAGGUCAUAGCCCUAUCUCUGCUCCAUCCCUAGUUAUAAAUGAUGUGGUUAGCUGUAUCGAUGAAAGGCAACAUUGUGCUGCCCUCUUCAUUAACCUGUCAAAGGCUUUCAGUACUGUUAAUCACUCACUGCUAAUAAAGAGGCUUUCAA
This is a messenger RNA of Oncorhynchus masou masou (cherry salmon), 2536 nucleotides long. Its product is annotated as zinc finger protein OZF-like. Bases 165 to 1301 code for a protein of 378 amino acids. Lineage: Eukaryota; Metazoa; Chordata; Actinopteri; Salmoniformes; Salmonidae. The transcript is spliced from 2 exons. The record is from RefSeq and is a predicted model, not a curated record.